Molecule: messenger RNA, 641 nt
Organism: Leguminivora glycinivorella
Lineage: Eukaryota; Metazoa; Arthropoda; Insecta; Lepidoptera; Tortricidae
Exons: 4
Coding region: 1-621 (206 amino acids)
Source: RefSeq, a predicted model, not a curated record
AUGUUUCGAUUCGCUGUGUUGGUUUUCAGUGUUCAGGCUUGUCUGAUUCAGACUGCCAUGAGCCAAGUGUGCGGAUGCAACCAGUACGGCGGCAAGGGCACCGGACAGGUGGGCGUGUCCGGCGCCGUCGACGCGUGCGGCAACACCUGCGUGCAGGGAUCCGUGCCCGUGCUCGGCGCCGUCGACUUCGGCGGAUGCGUGCCCGCCUGCGGAUCCGUGUCCAUCACUGGGCAGUGUGCUUGCGGCUGCGAUGGUGAUCAGAUAUUGCCUGCAUCCACAUAUACCAGUAUCCCGUCAGCCAGAAGCAUCGGCAAUGCUGCAGCAGUACAGCAGAGCUCCAUCAGCAGAACUUCAAGCUCAAGUGCCAUUAACAGCCAAAUUAUCACAUCAAGCGGCAAAAUUUCAAGCCCCAGUGUGAACACUCUAAACUCUUUGUCCGGGGUGUACGGCGGAUCCGGAUCCGGACAGGUGGCCGCGUCCGGGGAGGUGGUCGCGUCCGGAUCCACGUGUGUGGAGGGCGCGGUGCCCGUGCGAGGCUCUGUGGGCUUCAGCGGCUGCUCGCCCACCAGUGGGAGUGUCACUAUUAAUGCGCAGUGUGCGUGCGGUUGCGAUGUAGUUUGAGAGUGAAACGUUUUUGAUAU